Molecule: messenger RNA, 3947 nt
Organism: Polyodon spathula (Mississippi paddlefish)
Lineage: Eukaryota; Metazoa; Chordata; Actinopteri; Acipenseriformes; Polyodontidae
Product: tripartite motif-containing protein 66-like
Exons: 18
Coding region: 102-3617 (1171 amino acids)
Molecular function (GO): protein binding; zinc ion binding
Source: RefSeq, a predicted model, not a curated record
UUGAGGUGAGGUGUUGUUUGCUGCCCUGUCAGCAGUCAGACCUGCCUCUCUGGAGAUUCAGAGAACAUCUUCUUAAAGACCUUCAGAAAGCAAUUCCUGACAUGGACAAGGUUUUUUGUACCAAUUGUAAGGAACAGAGAUUAGCACAGAGUCUCUGCCCUUACUGUAACAAAUGGCUAUGCUUGAUAUGUACCGACAUACACCACCAUGCAAAAGAUAGCAAAAUGAACGUCUUGUCAGAAACUGACAGGAAGCAACCCAACACUGGUCGGUCACAGGAACUCCUGUAUUGUCAGCGUCACAAUGAGGAACCUCUGCGUUUAUUUUGUGAAACGUGUGCCAUGUUGACCUGCAGUAGCUGCCACCUUUCAUCACACAAAAAUCACAGCCUUUUCCAUGUUGGUAAGGCCAUUCAAAACCAACAGAGGCUUUUUGAAAGUUUAACAGCACAAGUGGAGGACAAGAAAGCAACCAUGAAGAGUGCCACUAAACAAAUCGAAUCCAGGUUACACGACAUAAAAGUCAUGCGCAGGACAACAGAAAACCAGAUUAAAAUGGCAAAGAUGAUAAUGUUGAAUGAAAUAAACAAACGUGCCAAUGUACUAUUAGAACAACUUGAGAGGAUAAUGGAUCAUUAUAAGUUGAGUCUGGAGUACCAGCAGCAUAGAAUCGUAGACCUUUGUCAGCAGCUAGAACAAGUGCAGAACUUUAUAAACUGGGCAACAGCCCACGACAAGACCAUUCCAUUCCUCUAUAGUAAGGAACUGCUUUCAUUUCAGAUGCAAUGUCUGCAUGAAUCCCAGCACCAUGCAAAUAUGAGUCCUGCUAAUAGAAUCAGCUUCUACUGGGAUGCCAGUUUCUGGACCAAGCAGAUUUCACUCUUUGGUCAGCUGACAACAGACACAGCUCACCAAGGUUAUCCAGACAAUGCUAACAUACAGCGACCCCAACCUUUGAUUUGUCAAGGCCUGCCAGCAGCACUACAUCACAGACCUGUAGAUCAAGCCAAUGAGUUCCAGCCGUGUUUUCAACAGCCAAUCCCUGCCCAUUGUGGGCAGUGCCAUCAUAGGUCUCAAGCUCUCCAAGAACAUCUCGCCCAACGGUGCAUGCACCUUACAGAAACAGACAGAGGGCACAGGUUGCAGCAACAGAAUCCCACGGGACAACAUGAACUAGAGCAGGGCAGGAGGUAUCGGCGGAUAAUGCCUUACCCCGUGAAAACAUUACAUCCCUGGAAAGUACCUCAACAAGCACAGUUUGAGCAGGAUCAGCAGGCAGGUAUGUGUAUGGGAACGCACUUACAAAUGAAGCAGUUGGAGCAAUACGCCUAUCCAGUUAGCUGCACGCUGCCGUCACACAGCAUUCACCAGCAGAUGCAUCUGCAACGGGCUUCACCAACAAUGCAAGCCCCACAGACACACAUGACACAGCAGCAGCCUGCGGUGCAGCUCAACCAUUUGCAGCCGAUGCAACUCCUGCAGCAACGACAGAUGCAGACAACAGAGCCCCUGCUGCUGGACCAUGCAAUGCAGCAUGGUGUCCUGCAACCCAGCCAACUGGAGCAAAUGCAAAAAGGCCCAAAGGACCUGCUCCAGAGUCAGGAGUCCAAACUGCAACUCCGGCACCCAGCAAAACCCCAGCAGUUUCAGCAAGCAAGAGUGAAGCAGAUCAAUUACAUUGUGAGACAGCAGCCUGUUCAAUCUCAGAAUGGUAUGCAACAGCAAAGCUUCCAGCCAGCACUGGAUAAUGGUCAGGCUCAACAGAUUGAGCAGCUGCAGCAGGAAGCUGAACUCCAGCAACACGAUGAGAACCAUAGGAUGACUCAUGCAAGUGUGGUGAACCAAAUCAUUCCACAGCAGACACCCUGUUCCGAAGCUAUGAACGGGGUACCUUUCAUACCAGCACAUCCACAUGAUUCCCAUGGCAGUGUGUUGACCUGCACACUGUCCUUACCCAGCCAUUCAGCAUCAACAGUUUCCAAGCAAAACACAGAGGAUUGUGCAUCAGCCAUCGCUGACAGGGAUCCUGCCUCGCAGAAAAUGGCCAUGCCAGCCAACCAACCCCUGAGCCUCACACCAAAAAUAACUGACCUAAUAUCUGAGAAAAGGGCUCUUGAAAACACCCAGCAAGAUUCAACACCUUUCCCAAGGCCUGAAACACACUCAUUCCCUGAAGACUUGCACAGUGGGACUCAUGAUAACCUAGCAACACAUAACAGGGACCAAGGGAGCAUGGAAUUCAAGGAAGGUGACCAUGUCUUAACAAAAGCCCGAAUUAAAAAGGACGGUGAAAAUACUUUAGAUGAACCAAUAAAUUUGUCUUGCAACGAACGCCAGUUAUUUGGCUCGGCUGGUCUUCGUUUCGCUCCUGUAACAGCUGGCAGCAUCUUUGAAGGUGAAGAUAAUAAAAUGAAUGGAAAUACAUCACAGAAUAAUAUCAGAGAGCCCAAAAAUUUGAUGGUCCCGUUCGUCAAGCUGGAACGUUUGAAAAUUUGUCCAGGUGCUGGUCAACUACCAGUGUUCAAACUGCAGCCAGACUGCAGCCAGAUGGGUAACAGCUAUUUCAUCCUGAUGGAAGUGAAAAAUGAGACUCCAGCAGCAGCUGAACAAGUAUGGGAAACGGAUAACAUUGCUCAAGAGACAGCCCUUUUUGAUGACACAGUCCACCCUCCACAGACCAACCAUUUGCAGUCACAAGAUGACCCUAAUCAGAAACCACUGGACACUUCAGACUUGCACAGGCUCGCUCAAAGCUGUGAUUCCAAAGACCCAGAGCCAGCGCCGCUGUGUGGUGACAAAGAGGAACCUCCCUGUACAAAUCUGCCUGAGGAGAUGGAGGAAGCCAGUGUCAUGGAGAACGAGGAUUUCUGUGCAGUCUGCCUCAAUGGAGGAGAUUUGCUAUGUUGUGAUCAAUGCCCCAAGGUUUUCCAUCUCUCCUGUCAUGUGCCUUCACUGCUGAGCUUCCCAGUCGGUGAGUGGGUAUGUUCACUGUGCCGUAACCUGCAGAUUCCAGAGAUGAUAUAUGACUGUGAAAACACUCGACUGAUUCAAGAACAUAAAGGGAAAAGACCACAAUACGGGCUUUCACUCUAUGACCAAAGGAAAUGUGAAAAACUGACUCUCCACAUUUACUGCAACACCCUCAGCUUGCCUUUCCAUGAGCCUGUCAGUCCUUUGGCACGCCAUUACUACCAAAUAAUAAAGAAACCAAUAGACCUGUCUGUUAUAAGAAGCAAACUGAACAAAAGGAGCCCUCUCUGUUAUUACACCCCCGAUGAGUUUGUGGCUGAUGUUUUCCUGAUGUUCAGGAACUGUGCAAAAUUUAACUAUCCAGAUUCCGAGGUGGCCCAAGCAGGGAGGAGCCUGGAGGCUUUCUUCAAUGAGAAGCUCAAAGAGGUGUUCCCAGAUAAAGCCUUUCAGGAUUUAAUGGAUGACUCAGAUCCUGAAGAGUUUGAUGUGUAUAAGGUGGGCAUGAAUGGCUUUCUGUGGCCACCAAAGGAAAAGGAGUCCUGUCACAUCAAACGAAGACGGCGAAACUGUCGGCUGCGAAAGACAUCAGGUUUGAUCAAGGACACUGCAGAAUAUAAGCUUUCUGGGAGUGAUGGCAACCCACAUUGACCCCAUAUGUCCAAUCUGCUGAAGGGGCAAUUGCAAGUGUUCUUAAUAUGCGAUUUCACAAACUCUAAGGGAACAUGUGAUUCUUAACUCCUCUUAAGUGGUUGUAAUGAGGAAUGUUCCUAAAAGGGAUGUAGUUUUACUGAUUGUUUUUUCGCACCUUCUUCUAAAAAUAAUGUAUUAGUUGCACCGGGUUGUAUUUUAAGGACUUACAUUUAUCUGUUAAUAUAUAUGGAUUCUUAAUCUGUUUCUGUUUUUUAAAGAUGUGAAGUAGAAUGUAAUUGUUUAUGCAAAUGGUAAUAAUAAUAAUAAUAAUAAUAAUAAUAAUAAUAA